Messenger RNA from Striga asiatica, 1403 nucleotides. The record is from the annotation of a GenBank genome assembly. Lineage: Eukaryota; Viridiplantae; Streptophyta; Magnoliopsida; Lamiales; Orobanchaceae.
CGGUUUCUUGCUCGAAUCAUUUAAGACCAUAAUUAUUUUGGUAGAUGGAGAGAGACAUUAUUGUGUGAUUGUGAAUCUUAGCCGAUAGUAUUAUUAUCUUUGUACUAUUUGCGAUUUGUGAAAAUUCAACGUAUUCAUUUUCUUCAACCAAAGUUCAGAGAGAGUGUGAAUCACCAUUGAGCGUUUGGAUAAAAGGACGAACUUUUUCUCUAAAUCGCCCCUGAUAAUCUUCUCCACAAAUCUUGUAAAUCUUUUCUUCUGUGCAAGUGCAAGAGAAGGCAAGGAGAAAAAGAGGAUCAGUUAUGAGUGAAGAAAAAAGGGAAACCCAUCACCACCACGAGCAGCCCUAUCCGCCGCCGUACGGAACCUUCCAGGGCGUCGCCAACCACCCGCCGCCGACGGCGAUAGGCUUUCCUCAGCCUGUUCCGCCGCCUGGAGCUUCCGGUGCCCCGCCACCGCCUCAGUACUAUGCUCACGGUUAUCAAGCUGUCCCAGUUUAUAGUGUUGCAGAAGGAAGACCCGUAAGGGAACGCCGCCUUCCUUGCUGUGGCAUUGGCAUCGGCUGGUUCUUGUUCAUUAUUGGAUUCUUCCUGGCUGCAAUUCCAUGGUAUGUUGCAGCAGUGCUUCUCUUGUGUUCAAGAAUCGAUCCUCGUGAGAAACCGGGAUAUGUUGCUUGCGCUAUUGCUGCUGUGUUAGCCACAAUUGCGAUUGUGUUUGGGCUGACAAGUAUCGAUUGACGGGGAAAGAUUGAACUCAUCUGAUAAUUUCCCGGAGAUUAUAUUUGUAGUGUUUUUCAUACUAUUUAAGAUAAGCCGACUCUACAAUUUUCAGCCGGAUAAAUUUAUCAUAUUUUCCCGGUUGGAAGCACUGAAUACCUUUUUAAUGUAUACAUAUAUAUAAUUAAAGAAUUUGCAAAUACUCCUUGGUUUGAAGAGUGUUGAAUGUUGAUAUCAAUCAACUACUGUGAAACAUGAAUUUUAGCUAGUAUUUGUGUAUUGUGAAGCAUGAAUUUUAGUUGAUAUUUGUGAAUUAUUGAAUAGUGAAGUAUAUAUUCAUACAUGUACUCAAACUAGCAUAUCGUUAGAGUUGGCUAAAAUGAUAUGUUAUGUCAAAAAGGCAAACACAAAUUGUAUGAUGAGCUAGGCUAACCGUUAGGUUGGCAAACUCAUAAUACUAUUUCAAUAAAAGUAAAAAAAUGUAUUAUUAUAUUGUGAAAAAUGAUGCUUUUGUCUAAUAUUUUUUUUUUCCUUUUUAAGUAUGGUAUAAAAGUGUGCAUAUUUGCUUAAAAUGUAUAACUAAUUGUCUGUUAGGCCUAUAAUGUUAUAAAUAUUAGGAUGUCAACAAUACUAUUUAGAAUAUUAUAAUAUUACUAGUCUUGAGUCUGUGUGCAGAAAAAUGGUGAU